AUGACACUGCAGACCGCACAAGACCAGGAAACCGAACAAACUAUAGUACAUAACCUCUCGUCAAAACAACUUACUGUGGCCCAAACAAAAGUUCUACAACAUGGAUCUGGUUUUAACACAACUGACGCCGACCCGGUCACCUUCAUUGCUUCUUUCGAAUCAGUGCUUCGUCAAACCGGCGCCACAGACGACGUAAAGGACCUCCUUCGACAUCAAGUCUCUUCACUCCUCAUGUCGCACCGGAAAACCCAUUCCCUGAUAAGAGAUGAACAAAAGGCCCUAAGGGAGCUGAAAGCGGACACCGAAAUAGUUAUUCUGUCUGCUGACAAAGGCCGGUCAACCGUCAUCCUCGACAAGGUGGACUACCGACGCAAAGCCCUCCUGCUCCUCAACGAUCGAGAGUCCUACCAAGUCAGCGACGCCGCCAGUCUAAAGUCCCUAGUGGCAAAGGUUAACAGAAUUCUGGCUCGACUAAAAAAGGACAAGGUCAUCACCGUCAAAGACUGGUAUAUGGCAAAGCCCGCAGAAACCGCUAUGGCGAGAUUCUAUGGUCUCCCAAAAGUACACAAGCCAGAUGUUCCCCUUCGUCCUAUCGUCUCGCUCCUAGGCACACCCACAUACGGGCUUGCAAACUGGCUAUUUCAGAAGCUAAGAUUCCUAACUGCAGGCUCACAAACAACAGUGCACUCAGCAGAACAAUUCCUUGACAAAAUAAGGGUAGUCACGAUCAAACCGAAUGAAAGGAUGGUGUCUUUUGACGUCGUCUCACUCUUCACGUCCAUACAACAGGCCCUUGCGGUCGAAACGCUCAGUGACCUGCUACGUCAAAAUUACGACGGGGGCGAUGGCCAGCCCACAGCUCAGGAUCUCAUAGAACUCAUGGGGCACUGCCUCAAAACAUUCUUUACCUUCGAAGGGACCACAUACGAGUAG
Messenger RNA from Spirometra erinaceieuropaei, 933 nucleotides. The record is from the annotation of a GenBank genome assembly. Lineage: Eukaryota; Metazoa; Platyhelminthes; Cestoda; Diphyllobothriidea; Diphyllobothriidae.